CCCCCAAGAUGGCGGCGGCGUCGGAGGAGCGGAUGGCUGAAGAAGGAGGCGGCGGCCACGGCGACAGCGGCUCCUCUUCGUCCGUCGGCUCUACCCAGCGACUGCCCCCACCGCCCCCGCCCCAGCCUCCACAGGCGGGGUCCCAGGCGCCCCCAGCCCCGGCGCUGGCUCCGGACCAGCUGCCUCAAAACAACACGCUGGUGGCGCUGCCCAUCGUAGCCAUCGAGAACAUCCUCAGCUUUAUGUCCUACGACGAAAUUAGCCAGCUCCGCCUGGUUUGUAAAAGAAUGGACUUGGUCUGCCAGAGAAUGUUGAAUCAGGGAUUUCUAAAAGUGGAGAGGUACCAUAAUCUAUGUCAGAAACAAGUCAAAGCGCAACUCCCAAGGAGAGAGUCAGAAAGGAGAAACCACUCAUUAGCUCGUCAUGCAGACAUCCUUGCUGCUGUUGAAACAAGGCUUUCACUUUUAAACAUGACCUUCAUGAAGUACGUGGAUUCCAAUCUCUGUUGCUUCAUCCCAGGAAAGGUUAUUGAUGAGAUUUAUCGUGUGUUGAGAUAUGUCAAUUCCACCAGAGCCCCUCAGCGAGCUCAUGAAGUGCUUCAAGAGUUAAGGGACAUUUCCUCCAUGGCAAUGGAAUACUUUGAUGAAAAGAUCGUUCCGAUUCUAAAGAGGAAACUACCAGGAUCAGAUGUGUCAGGAAGACUCAUGGGCUCUCCUCCAGUUCCCGGACCUUCUGCAGCCCUAACAACAAUGCAGCUCUUCUCCAAGCAAAACCCUUCGAGACAAGAGGUUACCAAACUCCAGCAGCAGGUCAAGACAAAUGGUGCUGGCGUGACUGUUCUCAGGCGUGAAAUUUCUGAGCUCCGCACCAAAGUGCAAGAACAACAGAAACAGCUUCAAGACCAGGACCAGAAACUGCUCGAGCAGACCCAGAUCAUAGGGGAGCAGAACGCACGGCUGGCGGAGCUGGAACGCAAACUGCGAGAAGUAAUGGAGAGCGCGGUGGGCAACCCCUCAGGGUCGGGGCAGAACGAAGAGUCUCCUCGGAAGCGGAAAAAGGCAGCGGAAGCCAUAGACUCCCUUAGGAAAUCUAAACGUCUCCGGAAUAGGAAGUAACUUGCAAUGUGCUUCUGGCUCCGAGGAAGACCUGGCUUAGCAGCUUGAGCAGUGACGCAUAUCAGGAUGCUGUGAGCGACAUGGUGUCCCUUAGGCUUCUAGGCUUUCAGAACACACCUUACACUUGAACCCUCAUGGUUGGGACAUUCUUUCCCUGCUUCUCCUGGUUAAACUGACGCACAGAAUCUUUUUACUUUGCGGUAGAUUUGUACUAACCAGACCUAUUCUAUCAUGUUUUUUCUGUGCAGCUCAUGUUUAAAGUAAGUUUAUUUGUUUCUGAAUAUAUGCACAUUACUUAAGGAUCUUAAACCAGUCCUGACAGACUAGAAGUUUAAUACAGAAAAUGUCCUGUUCACUUGAAAGAAAAGACCUACUUUUUAAAUGGACAGUAUCUUGUUUAAAAAAAAAAAAAGUUGACUUUUUGUUAUAAGUGACCUUUGUCUGGAAUGUCUGAAAAGUAGUAAAUGCUUUUUGGUAUUGAAGUAAUGGGUAACUAAACGGACUUCCAUAGUAUUGACUGUAGAAGGAGCCUCUACAGUAUUGACUAUAUUUUUAUAAACUACUGGCAAGGGAUUUAUCCAGUUAUGUCAUGUUUUCAGUUCUCUUUUGGGGCCAUGUCCAACAUUUGCAUGAAUGGAUGCAUGCAUUGCCUAGGCGACUCACUUAAAAAGCUCUUGCACUGGUAUUGAUCUUGAACCUCUCUACUCCACUUUUUAGAGCAGCGUCUGAGUUUAUUUAAGCACUUACCAUCUUCCACCACAACAGCUGGCCUCUGCGGGGAGGGGUUGAGAGUCCAUUUGUCCUCCAGUUUUACAGGAACGAGCGCGUAUUAGAGCUCGUUGCUUUUAUCGUUUUCUCCGUAGGGUUCAGGUGCGCUGACUAAGGCAGAACCCCAGAUCCCAAGGCUGUCAACGCCAGCCCUCUGGUAACUAGCCCUUCUCCUUACUCACCCCUGUGUGCGCUCACUGGUCGAGUGUGGCCACCAGUGGCGUGAGCAGGCGGCCCGACCGGCGGGAUGCAGUUUUGCCAUUGAAAGGUCACUGAAGAACACUGUGCCGCGCAGAAGCAUUUCGAGCAUUUCACUUUGGGGGAUGACCUGAGGGAAGCUUUUUAAUAUUAAUUUCAAGCUUUCCUUAUUCUACAACUUUAAACAAAAGCUUUAAUUUUGUUUGCACUCCUGUGUCAAGCUUGUAACUGGAAAAGCAUGUCUUGCACUGUUCAACCUUCUUAGUGGUCACUUUAACAACCUCCAAAUUAUGUACAGUGGUUAUUUUCCCCAGUUGUAUAUUUUUGAGACGUUCAGCUAUUACUGUUCUAGUUUUAUUUUAAUGUACUAAAUUAUGUUGUUAUUUUUUGACUGUUAAGUUCUUUUCAACAACUGUUGCCUUGGGCUUCAGUUAUUUAAAAUAAAUUUAGGUGUAAUGUAGAAAACUGUCCCUUUCCAGGUGGGAGUUUGAUACCUGUUUAAAACCUAAGGUUUUGGUAAGUACCUUAGUGGACUAAAAGCACAAGGUUAUCAUCUUUUUUUAUCCGUCCAACAUGACAUGGGUCUGCAUCCUUCAGAUUAACCUCACCAAAUGAAACUUUUCCUUAUCCAUUUUCUUUACUGUCCUUACAUAAUAUUGUCCUUAGAUUUUGGUCAAUUCUCUGUCUAACUUUGAAACUCCAUUUACAAUGUAGUAUGUUUUCAAUGAAAAACCAUAAAACAACAUCCACGUGUUUCCUGGUUUGUUGGGAAGGUAAUUUUAAAAUAAACAAUUUCCAAAAAAGAUUUGUCAGCCAAGGUCAUCCAUAAAAGUCCCUGUCUGGAACUCAUUUUCUCAGCAGGUCUCAUUUUUUGUAAUCAUAGGAUUUAGCCAUAUAGUCAUAACUUUGGAGCAGGCCUACUGGAAUACUCAUGGCCUUUAGUAGUCUGCUUUCCUGGUAAUAGGAAGACUUUUUUAGGUAACAAAGUACAUGUUUACAGGUUUACGAAGUAUGUUCCUUAUGCAUUAAAGGGAUGUAACCUCAGAUGAUUUAUUUGGUAAGUUGUUAAUGAAUAAAACUUGCCUGGGUUUCUUCAUAAACUUUAUCUAGAUACCCUAAAUGUAUCUAUAGUCUUCCACUAGUUAACAUGAGUAUUUGGCUUUCAUAAUAAACUUUGACACUAUUAGAAGGUAGAUUUUGCUUUCAAAAUCCAAAUUUCUACAGUAUACACUUGUAAUCACCUAUCCAUAAGGUUAAUGAGUUGCGAUUGUUAAUGCAUGAAUGUUCCAUAACAGUAGGAGAAUAAAGCACUACAGUUCUGUUGUUUAAGUCUUAAAUCUUCCUUAGACUCUAGAGAAAACCUGUUAGGAUAUUGCCUUGACCGAUUUGAUAGCUUUUGUACUUGCUUUUGGAUGGCAUAACAGUAUUUAAGGUUCAACAAAUCACAAAUUGUUUUGAUCAGCUCAAACUGACACGUUACAGGAAACUUGUAAAUUAGCCUCCUGAGAAAAACCAUCCUGCCCUGGGUCGCACGUCUGAAAUAUAAAUGCUAUGGUGUUAUUGACUAUUUUGUUGUCCUAGAAGAGCUUUUCGUAAAAUCUCCUUGUCAUCUUCCUGGGCUGUUUCUCAGAGGAGACUCCCCUCUUUUGAUGGGUCAUCCCCACUUAAAAGCUGGCUGUGGCACACUACAGACAGGCACCGUGUGAGAAGCGAGUGUGAGGAGGCUGCCCCCCACGGGAUCCCCUGCUCGCCUCCUGUGUGGGCUUGUUGGGUUUCACAUAUUCUGAAGUAAGAACUGUUUCAGAACCUGAGUUACAGAACCUGUUGUUUUCCAAGCUCCUCUUUUGCUGUACAGAGCCUGGAAAUGGCAGGCAGAUACAAAUCAGCGUGAUCGUGAUUUUAAAAGGACUGGGGUGCCAUCGGGGCUAAAGCCACUGGUUUUGGAAGCAGCUUCUUUUUGUGAAAUGUGGUUUUUGGAGUGCUGAACUUUACAGGGGCUUGCCUUAAUCUCUAUUUAGUGGUUUCAAGAUGUAGCAUUCUACUUGUUAAAAUGUUGAAAUAUUCCAUGUAGCCCAAAGGUGGUUAAAAGGAGUAUAAGUAAUGCCUAAAUAAAUAAGCUAAAAGGUGUCACUACAGCUGGAUUUUAAGGGAAAAUGGACAUAUGAUCAUAGGCUAUGUAUAAUAAACAAAAACAACAGCACCUUAAGAUUGCACUAUUUAAUGCAUUAUUUUAUAUGCCAUUUCAUAGCCUGCACUUUAAUCUCCAAAGAAAUGAUGUAUGAUUUCCCAGUUCCUUAUUAAUAAACUUUCCUAAGACAGGGCACUUAAUUCUAUUUUACUAUACUGAAUUAGUUUCUUGGAGGUGGAUACCUUUUUUGAGUUCUCUAUUUCCUUAGCCAUAAUAUUUUCUAGGAACUAGGAACUCCCUAUCUUGUCAAUUUCCAACAAUAUAUAAUUUUAAUUUAAAGUAAAGUAAAAUCUCAUACUUGGUAACCAGCACAUUCUUACAUCCUGCUUUAGCAAGGAGUACCCGUUUGUUAACACUUAUCAAACCAUCUACAAGUAUCAAAUGCUGCAAGUAAGACUGGAAGCCAGGAACAAAGGCAUUCUGAAGGGAAACGUCCUAUGGAAUGCAGUCUCUUGGGAAUGGCUGCUUCUAACAUAAAAUCCAAUUUGAUACAUACUGUCCUGACCAAAUUCGGAUCCAUCUGAAUUAACUAGUCCACAAAAGGUUAGUAAGUUAAACCUACUUAAAAAUAACAAACUUCUAUAGCCUGCCAUUCUGAAGUGAAUUAUUUUUUAAAGAUGCUAAUCUACAAAACAACUAGCAACUAGUUGGCUGCUACCUACCAUGGUUUUAUUUUUAACAGCAAUAUAUGUAUUAUCAUGAUAUAUAUGAUAGGCUCAAGUCAUGUUGGCCUUUGGCAGCUUCCUAAGAAUUUGUUAAAUUUCUAAAGUCAAAAGGUAAAUUUGGAUUUUUCCUGUUGUGUCUGAAGAGAGUCAUGGGAUUUAGAAGCAUAUCGGUAAUCUAUUAGGUCCAUUGCCAAAGUAUACUGGUCCAUAUUCAAAACUAUACCAAAAGAUUAGAAGUGUUUAAAAUUCCUUUAUGUGGUACCAUGUCUGUUUACUGAUACUCAUGAGCAACAAUAAAUUACCAGUUUACCUUCUGGAAUUUUCAUUGUUAUAACCUAACUCAAUGAUCCGGUCACACAGCAGGGUACGGAAAUAAAUGUGUUGUUA
This is a messenger RNA of Pteronotus mesoamericanus, 5321 nucleotides long. It is a transcript of the gene FBXO28, whose product is annotated as F-box protein 28. The transcript has 5 exons. The record is from RefSeq and is a predicted model, not a curated record. Gene Ontology annotation, biological process: protein polyubiquitination. Gene Ontology annotation, molecular function: protein binding. NCBI's taxonomy places the organism in Eukaryota, Metazoa, Chordata, Mammalia, Chiroptera, Mormoopidae. Bases 9 to 1115 code for a protein of 368 amino acids.